Molecule: messenger RNA, 945 nt
Organism: Lymnaea stagnalis (great pond snail)
Lineage: Eukaryota; Metazoa; Mollusca; Gastropoda; Lymnaeidae
Source: the annotation of a GenBank genome assembly
GUCCUAAGCGAUGGGUCUAGAAAAAUAUAUGAGAUUGUUAACUUGGAGUUUCUUUGUAUCCCCAUCGCCCUGUUUGGUAUCGUGUCCAAUAUUAUCAACAUCACAAUCUUCUACAAGCAAGGUCUGAGAUACACAGUCAACAUCGGCCUCACCGGGCUCGCGAUAUCGGACCUAGGCAGCCUCGUCGUCAUAGAAUGGUACAACGUCUGCUUCAAUCCAUUUUUCGCCGAGUCGGGGAUCCCGCUGGUUCUGUUUGAAUUCCAGCACCUGACCGCGGGGGUCCCCCACCUCUGCUUCACGCGAAUCACAGGGUGGAUCACCGUCUACAUCACGGCUGAGAGAUGUCUGUGUAUCGUCACGCCGCUCAGAGUCAAACGACUCCUCACCCCGGCGAGAUCGGCCCUGAUCAUCUGCUCGAUCUACGCGUUCACGGCCCUGACCUUGUUACCAGAAUACAUGAGUAUGUACAUCGAUUGGAAGUUCUACCCAGAAUCCAACAGGACUUUACUGGGGUUGAUUCAAAACUCCAGUAAGCAGAAUCUCAACGGUCUGACGUCUUUCUUGUACGGUGUGUACAUGCUCGUCGUGUUUGCGGCCGUCGGUCUGCUGACGGCGAUCCUGGUCGCCAAACUCAAACGCAAGUCUUUGUGGCGGCGUGCCGCAGCCUCGGACGCCAAUCAGUCAGGGGCGGUGUCCAGCAGGGACGCGAAGGCCAUGCGGGUGGUCAUAUCCAUCGCAAUCUCCAUGAUAGUCCUCUUCACCCCUUCCGUCCUAAUCACCAUCUACACCUUUGUCGAGCCCGAGUUCGGAAUCAGCGGGGCACUGUCGAACGUGUUCCUCGUCGCGUGGUCGUUCGCCUUGCUGUUUGAGGUGGUCAACUCCAGCUUCACGAUCGUGCUGUAUUUCUUCAUGAGCUCCAAGUUCCGUAAAUGCUUCCACGAGCUG